Messenger RNA from Metopolophium dirhodum (rose-grain aphid), 2371 nucleotides. Its product is annotated as allatostatin-A receptor-like. The coding region runs from base 342 to 1505 and encodes 387 amino acids. The record is from RefSeq and is a predicted model, not a curated record. Gene Ontology annotation, biological process: G protein-coupled receptor signaling pathway. NCBI's taxonomy places the organism in Eukaryota, Metazoa, Arthropoda, Insecta, Hemiptera, Aphididae. The transcript has 5 exons. Gene Ontology annotation, cellular component: membrane. Gene Ontology annotation, molecular function: G protein-coupled receptor activity.
CGGCGCCGAGUAAGAGCCACGGCAGUUUGUCGCCGCGCACCGCCAAACGCGUACGCCACGCCGCCGCUAGCCACUGACCGCGCCGGGGCCGCUCGCCGGAACAAUCUACGCGCGAGAGACACGACUCGGACAUCACGUGAACUCGUCGUCGCAGUCGUCGCCACUCAUCGGUGCCGCCCUCGAGCCGUCACUGAUCCUCUCCGAUGAUCCGGUGAACUCGAUCAUCGCCGUAGACCGCUCUCGCACACCGACUCAUCCCUUAAAACCCGAACGCCGAAAUCCACCCUCCCCCCCCUCCCCCCGACGACGACGACAAGACGGGACGCACUCGAGCCAGCGCCAUGAACCCGACCGCCGGCGUGCCCACCGUACUCGAGGACGCCGCCCUGUACAGGUACGAGAUGUGCCGGAACAUGUCAUCGGCCAACGUGCCGCUAUGCGUCAACAGCACCGAAUUCAUCGACUACAACAACACCGACGACGAGAUCCUCCAGGUGGAGCGCAUCGUUUCGCUGGCCGUGCCCAUACUGUUCGGCAUCAUCGUGGUGGUCGGGCUGCUGGGCAACCUGCUGGUGGUGAUCGUGGUGAUGGCAAACCAGCAGAUGCGGAGCACCACCAACCUGUUGAUCAUCAACCUGGCGCUGGCCGACCUGCUGUUCAUAGUGUUCUGCGUGCCGUUCACCGCCGUCGACUACAUGCUGCCGUACUGGCCAUUCGGCGACGUCUGGUGCAAAAUGGUCCAGUACCUGAUCGUGGUCACCGCGUACGCGAGCGUCUACACCCUGGUGCUCAUGUCGCUGGACCGGUUCCUGGCCGUCGUCCACCCGAUCGCCUCCAUAUACGUGCGCACCGAGCGCAACGCGUCCUCCGCCAUACUCGUCACGUGGGUGCUCAUCGUGCUGCUCGCGUUGCCAGUGCUCGCCAGACACGGCGAGGUCACGUACACGUUCUCCAGCGCCGAGCACACGGCGUGCAUAUUCCUCGAGAGCGACCAGAAGACCCGACCUGACGGUUACAACAAGCCGGCGUACCAGAUAUUCUUCUUCCUCACGUCGUACGCGAUACCGCUGGCCAUCAUAUGCAUCCUGUACGUGCUGAUGCUGAUGAGACUGUGGAAAGGAGUGAACCCAGGCGGGCAGCCACCGUCGGCCGAGAGCCGGAGGGGCAAGAAGCGUGUCACCCGAAUGGUGGUCGUCGUGGUCGCCAUAUUCGCCUUCUGCUGGUUCCCGAUACAGGUUAUAUUGGUGCUAAAAAGCAUUAACUAUUAUGAAAUCACGGCUAUCAGUGUCAUCGUCCAGAUAGUCAGCCAUUGUCUUGCGUACACCAACUCAUGCCUGAAUCCAAUAUUAUACGCGUUCUUGUCAGAGAAUUUCCGGAAGGCAUUCAGAAAAGUGAUAAUUCCAUGGAGACCGGAAGUGAACGUCCAAGGGAGAUUUGCAAAUGGAGACGCCCGGUCGAUGGCUGUCACUAGGACGACUAGGACGACUAACAACGACAUACUUUGAAAUACUGGAAUGAAAACUACGAAAUUCAACCAAGGAUAAAACAUUUAAGAUUCGAGUGACACGAGAACGUAUAGCAAACACGGAGCUCAAUACAGAAUGAAAACGAAUAUUGCAUGUUACUAUACAUAAACGUAGUCAAAAUACAAUACUAUAAUAUUAUAGAUGUUAAAUAAAUAUGUUAAAAUUAAUAAGAUUACUUUAAGUUAUCUAUCGUAAGUCAAAUUAUAUUACCACUUUGUUGCUUUCAUGUUAAAUCGUAUGAUAUUUUUUAAAAUACCUACACCUUAGAAUCUAUCUAAACGUAAAAUGUACGUAUUAAUCCUAAUUAAAAGAAAAUUUUCAGGUAUACCUAUUAAUUUUGUUGAUGUAAAUAAAAACUCAAUUGUAUACAAUAAAAAAUGUUUAAAUAUAAUAACCUUAUAUUAUAAAUAUCGUAUAUAAGUACCUAAUAUAUAUUAUUAUAUAUUAUAUAAACACACACACAUUAUACAUAAUAUUAUAUAGGUAACAUUAUGUAAUGUGUAAUAUUUCCAAUGCUAUACAAAAUUAAAAUAUAAUUAAUUACAAUUUCAAACAUUGAAUAAAAAUGUAUGUUCAGAAAUCUUAAAUACUGCCAAAUAAUAGUUUUUACAUCAGUCUUCUCAUUGUUGUUGAUGCAUGUUCAUUUUUAACCCACAUUCAUGAUUAAAAUUAUAUCUUGAACCACCUAUUAUACCGAUAGAAAACGAAUACUCUUUAAGAUGUAAGUGCUCAAAAUCUAACAAUUUGUAAUUUGUUAUUUAUUGUGAAAUUAUCAUACUCAUUAAGAAUAUUAUCAAUUGUACGUACCUAUUCUAUAAUAAACAUAUUAACAUAUAACAUUAUAA